AUGCUACCACAAGUGUUCUAUGAGCAUGUCAUCAGGGACUACAAAUCAGCCAGUAAGGAAUUAAAAAAACUAGAAGAGGAUGACAAUAAGGUUUCUGAACUAAAAGCCAGUAUUAAAGCUUUUGACGAUUCUGUUACUGAUAAUUUAAAAGUUCUAAAACAGUAUAGAGAAAACUCAAAAGAAUAUCUCGACAACCUCUAUGGUAAAAAUGAUAUAGGAUUGGUGCUAAAAUUUAUACUAAACGGGAAUUUGGUGCAUCUGGUUCAUGAGUUUCUAUUGAUUUACAUAGGAAGAGGAAUCAUCUCGAGUCCAACAAACCUGGAAAUUGUGUCUAUCACUUUAGAGGCAAUUGUUGGCCAAACGAUUCCUCAGAGUAUUGUUGAAAUUGCAUUCAUGAGGCUCAUGGAUACAGUUUCGCGAAACUUUCCAGACGAUGAAGAAGUCGGAAUAUCUACAUGUAAUUUUUUGGCCAGAUCUGUGAUUGAUGGAAUAAUAUCUAGUUCCUAUCUUAGAACGUUAAGAACGUUGCACGCUGGGCGUAUUGCUGGUUACGGCAUCUUGGUAAAGACUUUAAGAUGGCUCGACGCUAAUACGAUUCCAGUGCCAAAAGUUAAAUGCACAGUGUAA
Messenger RNA from Theileria equi strain WA, 627 nucleotides. RefSeq lists its product as hypothetical. The transcript is spliced from 5 exons. Lineage: Eukaryota; Apicomplexa; Aconoidasida; Piroplasmida; Theileriidae. The record is from RefSeq and is a predicted model, not a curated record. Bases 1 to 627 code for a protein of 208 amino acids.